This is a messenger RNA of Somion occarium, 995 nucleotides long. The record is from the annotation of a GenBank genome assembly. Lineage: Eukaryota; Fungi; Basidiomycota; Agaricomycetes; Polyporales; Cerrenaceae.
UGCCUACUAACAGUCGGCUUUAUAAAUACAUCAGCUGUUUCUGCCGAAUCAUCCGGAGGCAUGUCCUGCUUUGUCGUCUUCCUGCAUAGAAGGUUUUCGUAGAAGGUUUUCCAUCAUUCACUGAGGUUGCCUUGUUUGGACUUGUGAUCGUGCUUCACCGCCAUAAGCAAGACAGUGUGGUAAGUAAAUGUGGAUGUCGAGGUUGAAUCCUAUCCAAUCUGUCUUCUGCUAUGCUCAGACUAAUGCUACCCAUCUACAACCAGUCCCUUGUUUCCACUGAGCCGGUGGACUCAAAUGAACCUCUGCUGCGUGUCCCUCUCGAGGACAUUGCCUUCACACAGGAAGCAGACAAUGUCUGGGUUUGCGCUCAUAGACUCAGCCUGCCAAUUGUUGACCACAGGUUGGGUUUGUGGCUCGAAGAUAUUCCUUUAACAUUCAGCGCCAUGGGGCAAAUUAAUAUCCGCAAGGGCUGUUUCGUCAUCCCUUGUGGAGACGGCCGCUUUAGUAAUCUGGACGGUGACAAAGUUCGAAGAACUGCUUCAUUUUGGUUGGAGGAGAGGCAAGAUACACCGAGAACACAUUGGCCUGAUGUCGAGGCCGUGAUCUGUUCAGUUAUUCGAAGGGCAGAAUCCCCCCGCGAUAUCUCUCAGCUUCUCAAGGUAGAUCAAGAAACAGGUGCAAUGAGUCUCCAGCUGAAAUGGCGGCCGGGUGACAUUGUCACUGAAAAUAUUCCUACUGUUCUGCCAUUCUUCGAUGUCAAUGGCAACAGUGCUGUGCCCAUUAGUUCUGCUGAUGUUCCCAUUGGUCAAAAGAUCCGUGUUCAAUUUACGCUUCACUGUAAGCGGUCUCCUACAGACUGUUCAGGUUCAGAUUUGUCCAAUGGUAGUUUGUUGAGAAAGGUCCUUGGAUACUGACUCAAAUGGCCUCUCUUUAUUGUAAUCCCUGUAGUACCAUUGCUAGGUGCACUUGUUAGCUAUCAAAUGUAUUAAGCGAGG